Molecule: messenger RNA, 2826 nt
Organism: Magallana angulata
Lineage: Eukaryota; Metazoa; Mollusca; Bivalvia; Ostreida; Ostreidae
Product: programmed cell death protein 6-like
Exons: 7
Coding region: 138-1031 (297 amino acids)
Molecular function (GO): calcium ion binding
Source: RefSeq, a predicted model, not a curated record
UGAAGUCUCCUGUAAAGAAGGUGGAAAAAACUGUGUACAUCGUUUGUGAAUCAUUCCUUAUUAUUUCCUAAUUACGCAUGAAUUCAAACACGUCUGUCUUUUAAAAGAAUUCAUAUUUAGUUUUGACAGAUUUUAAAAUGUCUUGGGGCGCGCCUGGUGCAAGACCUCAGUAUAGUGGCUAUGGACAACCUCAAGGAGGUGGCUACAACCCGUCAGCUCCCCCUGGUGGUGGGGGGUAUGGUGCCCCUCCACCCUAUCAACAGCAGCAACAACAACCCCCACCAGGGUAUGGUCAGCCUCCUCCCCAGUAUGGUGGGGGAGGCUACCAACAAGGGGGUUACCAGCAACCACCCCAAGGGGGCUACCAGCAAUCUGGAUUUGGAGGCGGAUAUGGAGGGGGGGCUCCUCCUCAAGGAUAUGGGGGCCCAGGGGGAGCACCUCCUAGAGGCUAUGGGGGCCCUGGUCCUGGGGGACCACCAGGAGGGUAUGGUCCACCCCCACCUCCAGGAGUCAGUCAGGAAGUCUGGGAGAUGUUUCAGACGGUAGACCAGGAUAGAUCAGGAAAAAUAACUUCUGUGGAGCUUCAAAAAGCCUUAUUGAAUGGAAACUGGUCGCCGUUUAACCAUGAGACAUGCCGAUUAAUGAUAGGAAUGUUUGAUCACAACAAGAAUGGAACUAUUGAUGCCCAAGAAUUUUCAGCAUUAUGGAAGUACAUACAGGACUGGAAGGCAUGCUUUGAAAGAUUUGAUACAGACAAAUCCGGAAACAUCGACGCCAGAGAGUUACACACUGCCUUCCAGACAUUUGGCUACAACUUAUCCCCCCAAUUCUGUGACACUGUAGUCAGAGUGUUUGAUCGACGCGGCGCCAGAAACAUCAACUUUGACGAUUUCAUACAAGCUUGUGUAAUGCUGAAGACCCUCACCGACAAAUUCAGGGUCAAGGACUCUCAGCAACAAGGGGUCAUCAAUAUCAGCUAUGAAGAUUUCCUGGAAAUGGUUUUGGACAACACGAUUCUGAAUGUCAGGUGAUUUUGAGGACAUUUUGAGCUGAAAAGGAAAUUUCCCAAAUUGACCAAAUACUUCCACAAACUGAUAAAAAAACAUCAUGGGUCCAUACUCAUCUGGAGUUGAUCAGUAACCUUUGACCUCUUGUUAAUCAGGUCAUUCAUGGUUCAUUGAUUUAAUGGAAGAAUGUUUAACUUUUAUUAUAUGUAGAAUCUAUAGUUGUGAAAUUUUCAUCUGAUUGCAGUCUAAUUAGAUAUAUAUACCGUACUGGUAUGUACAUACUGUAUAGAAUUUCUCUAUUUGUUGAUAUUCAAUGAAUAGUACCAGUAGUUAUGUAUGUUUUAUACAAAACGGUACAUUAAGGUGGAAUGGGACACUUGUGUUGUUGUGACAUAUUGUUUAUUGAAAUAAACAAUAAAAUCAAGUGUAAUUAUGUAAUUAGUUUCUUUACCAAUAUUGUCACCUAACAGAGUAGUGCAGUGGGUGCGAGGGCUUACUACGAAUCUGUAAGUCAUGAGUUCGAAUCCCACUGGGGGUUUUACAACUCUCCAAAUAUUUCAAAAGCUAUUUUUUGAUUGAAUAUAUUAAAAUUUGAAAAUUAUAAACAGAUAAGAGUAUUUUAAUUACAAUGUUCUUCAAUCCACAUUAAUAUUAACAGGUGUCCCAUACAACCUUAAUUUUGUCUUUAUAAACCAACUGACAUAAAACUUGUUGUCCAAAUGUUUUGAAAUGGUGAUGAAUGAAAUAUGAUGCAAUCUGCUGAAUUUUUAGUUUUUGGUGCAAAGUGUUGUAGCAAGAAAGUCUAAAUACCAAAUAAUUUUUGUGUUUGAUGGGGGGGGGGGGGGUGAAAAAUGACAGAAUUGGACGCUGUUAUGAGUUUUAUUUACACUUAAUGCAACACAGUUGCAAGGAGGUACAUGUAAUUAUAAUAAGGUGCUUUCUAUUUGUGUCUGUUAAAGAAACGCUUGUUGUAAAGGGCUGCAUCAGCAUUCAAUAUAGAGGGACUUUACUUAUCUUGGAUAAAGGCCUUGCUUCUUUUUACCAUGUAUUGUAAAAUAUUUUUAUCAGAGUCUACUGUUUAUUCUGUGGAUUCAUAUCAGCAUUGCUCUCUGCAGAGGUGUUAACGAAUUAAAAAUGCAAUGUUCUGUUGUCAUGGUUGUAAGUUGUUAAUUAAACUAGUUAAGCUGUACAGCUUCAAGUUAAUAAAGGACUGAACUGAGCUUAAGACUGUUAGCUGGUCCAUCACUAGAAAUUGGAUCAUAUAUAUAUAAACAUGAUUUAGUUUUCGUUCGCUUUUUAUUAAAGUGACAAAAAAAAAUACUUCUAUGGGUGCAGUAUAUUUCAUUGUCAAUUUCACUAAUAUAAGAAUAUGAUUUAAUAAAUGUAAAACAUGGUAAAACAAGCAAUUCUUUAGAUCUCUUUUUUCUGUCAUACUUGCUAUUUAUAAUUAUUCUCUUUGAACUCUUAGAAGUCUGAUCUUGUCAGUUUCCUCAUUAAUUUCACAUUACAUUCCCAGACUUAUAUUAUUUUCUUUUUCAUCUGAAAUUGUUAUUUUAAUAUAAAUUGUUAUACUUUAUCCUUUGAUGCCAUUGUUGCCCACGGGCAAGCAGAUAUUAAUAGUAGUAUAUUCUCUGUUAUACGGAUGUUGAUGAAUUGAUUGUAUUUAGUCUGGAGAAGUAAUGAUCAAGUUCCUAGUUUAUAAUUCAAUAGAUGUGUUGUUAGAACAUAUAGUUUUGACACUCUUCAUGCAUUUUUCAUGCAUAUGUUUAUACAAUGUAAUAGUUUUGAUCAAAUUUCUAUAAAAUGAAAAGAGAAUUUA